This is a messenger RNA of Nannochloropsis gaditana CCMP526, 759 nucleotides long. RefSeq names its product mannose-p-dolichol utilization defect 1. The coding region runs from base 1 to 759 and encodes 252 amino acids. The record is from RefSeq and is a predicted model, not a curated record. The transcript has a single exon.
AUGCCUGUCUCGAACCGCCCUCUCCCAUCCUCCUCCUUAGCUGCCGCUCCUUCAUCUAUUUCCUCCAUUGCACCAAUUUUAUUUCGCCGAGGUGGUGUAGCGAUCCCCGCCGCCCCUGGCAAGGGCUUCGACUUCCUCACUCUCUUGAGCAGAACCACUGGGUAUGUCGUCAUUGCUGGCUCGAUGCUCUUCAAGCUCCCCCAGGCCGCGCGCAUUUUUCGCAAGAAAUCGGCUGCAGGCCUUUCAUCUUCCAUGUACAUCCUGGAAACCAUAGGAAUAGCCAUGUCGCUGGCUUUUUCCAUCCGAAACGCCUUCCCAUUCUCCACCUACGGCGAGACCGUCUUCAUUGUGCUGCAGAACGUCGUGAUCAUGGCUGGUAUCUCCCUGUACUCGGAUGAGCCCAGUCCUCCCAUCCUUGCCCUUUCCCUCCUCCUUGCUUCGCUAUUUUUUGCGUACACAAUUAGCCCCCUCGCCCCGAUGCUACUUGUAUCGAUUCUUCAGACCGUCUCGAUCCCUCUCUUGAAUUUCAGUCGAGUGCCACAGCUCCUUCUCAACUACCGCAACAAGAGCACGGGAGAGCUUGCGCCAUCCACCUUGAUCCUCCAGGCCGUCGGCAACGUGGCCCGCAUCUUCACAACCAUGGUCCAGCUUCAAAAUACUCUAUACCUCCUUAGUUGUGUGGCGGCGUUCAUUUUCAAUGGGGCGCUAGUAGCGCAGUACUAUCUCUACCGUGACAGAGCGCCGAUGAAGGAUGCGUGA